Labrus bergylta (ballan wrasse) is the source of this 9351-nucleotide messenger RNA. RefSeq names its product 3'-5' exoribonuclease HELZ2. NCBI's taxonomy places the organism in Eukaryota, Metazoa, Chordata, Actinopteri, Labriformes, Labridae. Gene Ontology annotation, molecular function: RNA nuclease activity; 5'-3' DNA helicase activity; RNA binding. The record is from RefSeq and is a predicted model, not a curated record.
GCUGCUGCUGCUGCUGCUGCUGCUGCUCCUCUCCAUAACACGGAGGAGGUCAGUGCGUCUGCGCGAUGUGACACAAAUGAAGAUCAGACGGUUCACGACGCAUUGGAGCGAACUCGGACACUUGUCAGCCUUCGAUCAGAAAAUUAUUCCAUCUCAUCAGACAUUUCUUUCUUUAAGUCAAAGAUCAUCAGAUUUAUAACUGAACCAUAAGAAAACAGUUUGCAGGGCGACCCCCCUCGCGCCUGCGUACAUCUGCUCUCUUUUACGAGAGAUUAUGAGAGAUUCAUCAUGUCAGCCAGCGAGUACAAACUUGCUCCUCUGUUAUCCACACAUUCCCUCAGACUGGUGUGUCCUCGAUGCUCCGUCCAGCAGCGAGAAAUAACGUACACGUUGACGUCAGUGCAGCAUCAGUGUGAGCGCAGCGUGCUGCUCUGCAAAGCCAGGGAUGGCCACACGUGGAGGCCCGUUUCCAGGCGUCCCAAGUUCCCCAACCCGAGCCGCUACGAGGUGUGUUACUACUUCAAGGAGGGCUCUGGAUGCAGGGAACACAAGAACCGCUGCACCUUUGCCAGGAGUGACGAGGAAGCUGCCGUGUGGAUGUUUGAGAAGCAACACGGAGUGGAUCAUUCCCUCCUAUGUCACCUGAUCGCUCAGACCGAGAGAGUGUCUGAUCCAUCCGACUCCAACCAACCUGACAUCCUAAACACUCUAGAUCUGAAGGCUGCCUGUGAACUGUGUUGUACCAAAUACAAAGAAAUCACCUACACUGUUCAGUCAGUAACUCACAAGUGUAGAAGAAAUCUGCUUUUAGCCAAAUUCAAAUCCUCUCAGCAGUGGCGCCCCGUCUCUGAGCGUCCCACAUCCGGACAGUUUGGUCGCAAUGUUUUCUACAAAGAAUGUCUGUACUUCAGUGAGGGCUUUGGAUGCUCUCAACACGGAGACAAUUGCACCUUUGCUCGAAGCUUUGAGGAGGCGACGGUGUGGAACCAUAUCAGAGACGAGGACAUGGACAGAGACGAGUUCAUGAGACUCAUCAUUAAGUCUGAGGCAGCUUCAACUCCUGAACACGCAGCUCAGAGCAUCCUCCAACAGUGUCCAGGGGAAUUCAUGGAGCUGUGUAGAGACUGCUUUCAAGACAAAAAACUGACAGGCAAAAGGUGGAACGCUACCUGUUCAGCAGACGCAGCGCACAUCUGGGAGCCUGUCUUAGUCCAUCACCUGUCAGGGAACGGCGGGAAGCAGGUCUACAGCCAGGUGCGCCCUAUUCCACCAAACUGUCCAUUUGACUUCUGCAGCCACGUCCAGCAGGGGAAGCCCUGCUGGCACACGGCCGGUCAAUGCCGCUCCGCCCAGAGCGAGGUGGAGAUGUUGGUGUGGAGGGCGGAGCACGGCGGGCUGCCCGUGCGGCCUCAUCUUCUCCAGCUGAGCCAGAAGGAUCAGUCAAAGCACAAACAAGGCACCAUGUACUGCAAAGUCUGCCUGCUGAACCUGUCCUCCCCCGAGAGCUUCUACAAGCACUGCUCCUCUCUGGAGCAUGCUCAGUUACUGUGUGAGGACACCACCACCAGAUGGAGAGGGCGGCGGCCACCACACGGCCAGCGAGCUGACUUCAGGCUGUGCGAGAGACCCCUGACAUGUGAGUAUGGCAGCAAGUGCCCCAAAGCUCAUUCUGUGGAGGAGCUGCAGGAGUGGAUGAUGCGAGCUGCAGAGGAGAAGGAGAUCAGAGACAACAUGGACGCUCAGGGUCUCAUGUGCUAUAAUGAAAAGCUCCUGGAGGAGUAUAGAAACAGCAGCAACGAGGUGCACAUCAUAUCAGAACAAGUUGACGAAGUCAGCAUCUCCUGUGAUGAAGAUUUAAGCGUUCAGCGUGAACAGGUCGAUGGAACACUGCAGUGGCACUUCCAGGUGGAAACAGAGAGACAACUUUUGCAUGUUGCACUCCUGAAGCAAGAACCAGGCGCUUCAUUCAGCCUCGGUAACAUGAGUUCUAGUCCCUGCAUCUACUUGUCAGGAAAACACUUUCUCGUAGAGGACACGACCUAUGACAUCACCGUGUCUUUUACAUCAACCAACCCUGGACUGUACGAACAAUGGUUAGUGCUGGAUUUUGGUAUGAGACCUGUUCUGCUGAAGAAGUUCAGAGUAAGAGUAGGACAGCAGCUGGUCUUGGAUGAAACCGAAGACCCAGCUGUGAACCCAAGAGCCACCUUUCAAACUGCUGAGCGUUGGCAUCGAGGGAACAGGGUCAUUAUUCCAGGUUCGUCCAGGACAGAAGAGCAGGAGGAGCUGUUGAAGGAGUACAAACCUCCGCAGAUUAACUUCCUGUAUAAAUCCUCCAGAACCAACCAGACCCCUCUGAAUCAUGAGAACUACAGAGAGAGAAUGCACCACUUCCUUUAUGAUGAGGAACGAGCAGAGGACCAGGUUGUUUCAAGACUAAAUGUUCGUGGUGAAAUCACAACUCUGGAUACUUUGACGAGCACACAAUUUGGCACUAUGAUAGCUCCUCUAGGACAACUCUACUGUGCUGUCUCGAUUUCUUGUAACCUCACUCCAGACACCCCCGAAGGACAGGUUCUAAAGCGCAGCAUCAAGUCCGGCCUAAUCGCCCCAAUAUCUUCAAACGGGACAAACUCAAAGGUCUACGAAGCCACCAUUCUGCAGGACAAAACAAGUGAGAACAAAAUGUAUUUGCAGCUGUCUAAAAAAUGCUGCUCUGAUCUGUCACUCGAGGGAAAUCAAACGUAUCAAAUGGAGGUACAGUUUCAGCUGGACCGCUUCAGCUUCUGCACCAUGCACAAGGCCGUAGACCUCCUUCCUGAUACCAAAAGAGUGCUACCAGACCUCAAAGAUUGUACAGUUCCUCAAAGUGAUAUUCUCCACAAGAAGCUGAACCCAAAGCAGCAGUCAGCAAUCAGCUUCAUCACAGGGAACUCCAUUGUCCCCAGAAAUGUGGCACCGCUCCUCAUUUAUGGACCGUUUGGAACUGGGAAAACGUUCACCCUCGCUACUGCAGCCAGAGAGCUGUGUAAGCAGCCUCACAGCAAAGUGCUGAUCUGCACCUAUACCAACAGUUCGGCAGAUCUUUAUGUCAGAGAUCACCUCCAUCCCUUCAUUGAUGGAAGAAAUGAUGGAUUGAGGCCUCUUCGAAUAAAAGCAAACAAACAUGGGAAGGCUCUGUUUGCCACAGAUGCGAUAACUCUGAAAUACUGCCUCCUUUCUGAGGAUGGACAGUGUUUUCUGCCACCAACGAAAGCUGCUCUAGAUCGCCACAAAAUAGUCAUAACCACGACAUCAAUGGCAAGACGUUUUGUAGACCUAAAGCUCCCAGAGGGAUACUUCACCCACAUCCUUAUUGAUGAGGCCUCUCAGAUGCUGGAGUGUGAAGCUCUGUUGGCCCUUGGUCUUGCAGGACCGGACACUAGAGUGGUUUUGGCUGGAGACCACAUGCAAAUGGGGCCAAAGCUUUUCUCGGUCGAUGACCAUCACCGUUCAAAUCAAACGCUCCUCAAUCGCUUGUUCCACUACUAUCAAGGCCAGAAAUGUGACGCUGCACACAACAGUCGAAUCAUUUUCAGUGAAAACUACCGCUCAACAUCAGAGAUUGUGGAGUUUGUGUCCACUUUUUUCUACGUUGGUAAAAAUGAUGUCAUUAAAGCUGCUGGAAAUAUCCCAGCUCCUGCCAACGGCCAUGCCCUCAAGUUUUACCAUGUUAGGGGAGAGUGUCUCUUGGACACGGUGUCUUUGUCUUGGUACAACAAAGAAGAGGUAACCAAAGUGGUUGAAGCAGUGGAAGAGAUUCUCAAACAGUGGCCAUCGACCUGGGAGGCCAAAGACCUAAGCUCAAUCUGUGUCCUGUCAGAGGGGAUUCAGGUACGGAAAAUUCGGAAAGCCCUAUCGAAAAGACGCAUUCAUGGAGUCUGUGUUGAGAAUCUUACAAAUGUGCAAGGUAAACAGUUCAGGGCAGUGGUAAUAACAGCUGUUCAAACACGUGACAGCCUGAAGACGUCUCACCUGGCUGGUCUGGAGCUGUUCAAUGAUGCCCGUGUGUUAAACACUGCGAUGACCAGGGCUCAGUCCCAGGUGGUAGUGGUUGGAGAUUCCGCUGCGCUCUGUUGCUUUGGGAAAUGCUCUGCAGUCUGGAAGAGCUACAUAGACCAUUGCAUCAGCAACAACAGCGUUGAACCAAAGCAUUUCACCAAAGACUUCUUUGAAAAAGACGUAAUGGAAACGGCAAGGUUUAAGAAGACUGAACAUGCAGAAGAGAGUGAAGGACUCAAUGACACAAUACUUCAAGAGCUGAAAGAUGAAUAUAUAAAGCUGGAAUCAGAAUACAGUUCAAAUGAAGACACAGUGCAAGGAAAAGACAUCAAUCACCAAAAGUUCAGAUCAUCGUACAGUAAGAUCUAUGGUGGGAAAGACCUGUUGGAGUCAUGUAACAAUCAACCAGAGGAGUACACACAGGGGAAGGUGUUCAGGGAGUCAUCUAACAGAGGUUACGUCAUUCCAUUUCAUAACCCUGCCAGACAUUUUCUCAUUAAGGGAAGGGCCAACAUGGGUAAUGUCUUCACUGGAGACGAAGUGGUCUUACAAUCAACAAAAGUGGUCAGCAUCACCAAAGAGGCAGAAUCAGCCCGUGUACUUGUGUGCUUGCUUGAGGAUGAGGAUUACAGCAAACCAAGACAAAAUACUGAAAGUAAAUUUGUCAAAAGGUUGAUGAUUCCUAUUAAAAGAUCUGAGCCCAAAAUACGCAUUCUGAUCAACAAAAAAAGUCGAAACUUCCUGCCAAUAUGGGAGCGAACUAUGCUGAGGACACCUGUGGCAAGUGAACGUAUAAAUGAAAAGCUCAGGCAGAAUCAUGUGUUCAUGGUGAAAGUGAUUGGCUGGAGAGAACCUUAUCGUUUCCCUUUGGGCAAGGUCAUCGAAAUAAUUCCAGUUGGCACAUCUUUGAUUGAUGGACUACGGAUCCUGAAUGAGGAAUUCAAAGUUGAACCCAAUGUGUUAACAUCAGAUGAUGAUCUCUCAAAGGAAGAUGAAGACAGGACAAGAAGAGAAAACUUAUGUGAUGUGAUCACUUUUACUGUUGAUCCUGAAGAAGCAGAGGACUUGGAUGAUGCCAUUAGUGUCAGGGAAAUGGAAGACCAGUAUGAAUUGGGAAUCCAUAUUGCAGAUGUUGCAAGCUAUGUUCAACUGGGCAGUAAAUUAGAUGUGUUUGCAAAAAAGCGUGGUACCAGUUAUUACUGUAAUGAUGCGAAACCUAAUCACAUGUUCCCUGAAAACCUGAGCACUGGACAUUUAAGUCUUCUCGAGGGUAAAGAUCGCAGGGUCGUCUCAUUGAUGAUCCGAGCAAACAAGCAAACAAAUGAGAUCAUUGGACAGCCCAAAUUCCAGCUGUCACAAAUCAACUCGAAUAAGAGGCUGUCCUAUAGUGAGGCAGAAGAAGUGAUCACUAAGAGACGUGGAACAGGACUUGAAUUUAAAACAGUAGAAGACUGUGUGAGCAUGGCGUACUGUUUUGCAAAAGCCCAGAGGAAGAAAAGACUUGUGGAUUGGGCCUACUCCCAGCCUGAUGAACAGAGAGUUCCCGGGAAGCGUAAAGCCCAUCUGAUGAUCGAGGAGCUAAGUGUGUUAUACAACACACAUGCAUCAAUGAUUUUGAUUGGUUCAGACAAAACCAAGUGCUGCACACCCCUGCGCUGCCAGAAAGAACCGAAUCCCGAAAAGAUAAAAGAAUUCAAAGAGAAAUGUGGAGGAUUGAUCCCGCUGUCCUCUGCUGUGCGGCACAAAGUGGAACAUAAUGGAAAAGCCCCUAACUGUGAAAACUUUCCCAUCCUCACUGAAGUGUGGAACAAUAUCCAAUCUGCUGCUGAAGCUGAUGAUGUAGACACAAUGGUUGACCUGAUUGCUGCAGAUGACAUCCACCCUCUUCUCCAACCAGUCAUUGAUGAGUUCAGAAAGUGCUCUAGUAAAGCUCUUGUCGCCCCCUUUGGUUCCUCUGAAUCCCAGGUUGGGCAUUACUCUCUGAGUGUACCAUUUUACACACAAGCAUCAUCACCGAUAAGGCGCUACAUGGACAUCGUCUUGCAAAGACUUUUGCAUUCUGUCAUAAGCAACAGUGUUGUCCAGUACACUAAAGAGGAGAUAACGAGUCUUUGCAAUGAAUUUGAGCUCAGCCUCACGAAGGCCAAGGAGCAUGACCAAAAGGCUGAGCAGCUCUUCUACGCCGUGAACAUGAAAAAUCAAAGUGCUACUAAAGUAGCCUUUGUUGUCAGUGUGGAUUCUUCCAAAGAAAGCUUUACAGUGUCAUUUCCUUUUAACAAGAACAUAUCUAGAGAGAAUCUCUCAAUUAUGUACAGGGAUUUGCAGUUGUGGGACCAACCUAAGACUGUUGAUGCACGUGUCAGACUUGCAUGGAAAAGGCGGCUCUAUGCAGUUGGCGACAUGCAAAUCCAAGAAGAGUUAAAAAGGCCAGACUGUGGUCCCUGUGUUGAGCUCCCUCUGACACUAUGGAAAGACACUGUUGAAGCACUUGACAAAGAAGAUUGGAAACUUACAAAGGAUCUCAUAAUGAAAGGUUGCACAAAGAAGCUACAAGAAAAUAAUACUCUGCCUCAAUCGUCUGAAAUACCUGAUUCAGAGUCUGACACAGACAGCUCGGAGGACAAAGAGGCACAAAGUGGGCAUGAGGUGGAGAUCAAACUUGACCUUAGGGCAGGUGACACUCUUCAGAUCCAAAUGACUUGGGAGCUAAAAAGAGGUUACUACAUGCCUGCUGUUCAGUUGGUGCGUAUUAAACCAAAGUUUGAGAUUUGUGUGGAACACGUCCACAGUCCUAUCACAUGUUUAUCCAGAUCUGCAGACAAUCCAUCAAACAUUCGUUACAGAAACAUUGAGGAGUAUGUACGUAUCUGGAAACCGCUGUGUGAGAUGGAAUCUGCUGCCAAUGCAGUGAAUGAAGAGGAUAGCAUCGUCAUCGAGAACCUGGUGCUAACCUUCAAACAACAGCAGAGAGGAACCCUAUCAGGAAGUUUCUUCUUAUCGCAGGCAUGGAUCGAUAAAUGGGCCAUUGAGUGUCACCUUUCACAGUGUUUUCUGUGCAUACGCAAAAGAGGUCUGAAGUUGACUUCAACUCCAGAACACUCUGCACUGGUGGACCCAAAAGAGUUCACAUGGGUGGCCCACGGUGUAACACGAAAAGUGGAUCUGAAAAAAACUCCCAAUAAAGGAAGUAACGUGGAGUUCGACAUCAACUACCUGCCAAUGGAGACCAUUCCUGACUGUGUGUUUCAGAAGAACACUACUUUUACAGUGGAAAUCAUCCCAAAGUCCCUGCCAGACGUCCGAAAAGAGCAUGCAGUUGUUAGCAUGACGUCUGCAUCUGAUCUCGUCCAGGCUAUAGCACUUGGAUUCUAUCCAAGAGAGGAUAAGGACGAGCCCUAUAGGAGGACAGAGCUUGACAAUGGACUGCCUAAGCUAAACCUGAGUCAACGUCUUGCUGUUAAUAAAGCUCUAAAUAAUACCUUCACAGUCAUCCAGGGACCACCUGGAACAGGAAAGACGGUUGUGGGUGUGUACUUGGUGUACUGUUUCUUUGAGCUGAACUCUCAGAACCCAAGAAAAUCAGUCGACCCGAACGAUAAGAACAAGAAAGAAAUUAUUCUCUACUGCGGCCCGUCCAACAAGUCUGUUGAUGUUGUCGCAGAGUACCUGGUAAGAUUUGGGGGCAAAAUAAAACCGCUCAGGGUGUAUGGUCAACAAGUGGAGAUGCUGGAUUAUCCUUAUCCAGACGGCAACCUUCAGUUUCCCCGUAGUACACUCCGCCAAGCACGUGCCAAACCAGAGCUCAGGAGCAUCACUCUUCAUCACCGCAUGCGAGAGGACCAAAACCCUAAAUCAGGAAAAAUAAAAGAGUUUGACCAGCGAAUCGAAGUCGCCCGUAGGACAAAGAACAAGUCAGACCAGCUGAGUGAUGAAGAGGUUAAAGAGUACAAGAAACUCCUCAGAGAUGCUCGGACAUAUGAGCUUGAACGCCAUGACAUUGUGCUGUGCACAUGUACGCAGUCUUCCUCUCCAAACUUGGUGAAGACCGUGAGCGCUCGUCAGAUCCUCAUCGAUGAAAGUGCGAUGGCCACUGAACCCCAGACCCUGAUUCCAUUAGUCUGCAACAAACCAGAGAAGAUCGUUCUGAUCGGUGACCACAAACAGCUACAGCCCGUUGUGAGGAACGAGCAUGUGAAGAAGCUGGGGAUGGCCAAGUCUCUGUUUGAACGCUUCUACACGAUGCCGGAGAGCAAAGAGAAGGCAGUGAUGCUGGACAUCCAGUACAGAAUGCAUUGUGAUAUCUGUGAGUUCCCAUCUAAAGAAUAUUAUGAGGGAAAGCUCAAAACCAGGGUGGAUCCGCCAAGCAGCGUGCUGCGUGUGGGACAAAAGCCAAUGAGGAUCGUUUUCGGGGACUGCAAAGGAACAACUGUCAGUCUGGUUGUCAACACGGCAAAGGGCAACGAGAACUCGAAAGCGAACAAGGAGGAGAGAAACAGAGUGACUGCCAUUGCAGAAGAGCUGGUGAAGAAAGCCAAAAUCAAACAGCAAGAUAUUGCGAUUCUUGCGCCGUAUAACGCACAAGUUACUGAGAUCAAUCAACAACUGAAGAAGAAAAAACUGGACAAGAUCACUGCGACGACAAUCACUAAAAGCCAAGGAAGUGAGUGGCGUUACGUGAUCAUAUCCACAGUGUGUUCUCUGCCGAGUGAGGAGAUCGAGAGCGAGCCAUACGGAGCCUGGCUGUCCAAACACCUGGGCUUCGUGGGCAACCCCAACCAGAUAAAUGUGGCCAUCACCCGGGCCAAGGAGGGCCUGUGCAUCAUUGGUAAUCAGGAGCUGCUGAGCUGCAGCAGACACUGGAACAAACUCCUGAAGCACUACACGAGUGUGGGCGCGGUGACACCAGCAGAGGAUAUCUCCGUCCAACGACAAGGAUGAAAUGCGUCUGUUUUUUUAAAGAGGCGUGCUGACAGCAGAGCGACCACACUCUCAGCACUCAGCGAAUGAAGGGUUUCCAUAUUUGAAGAUUUUUAAAAACAUUUUUAUAUUUUUUAAUGAGUUUGAAGGCUUUUUUCUAAUGAUGCUCUGAAUAACAUUCCAGUUCGCUGUAAAUAAAUCAUACUACUUUUUUAUUAAAGAUAUCGGAACGUUAUAGCUAGGCUGUCAAACCGUUUAACAUUUGAAUCACCAUUAACCGCUAAACGUCAGUAAUCAGGAUUAAUUGCAUGUUUGAAUUCCAUUAUUUCACAUUUAAAAAUAGUUAGGCUUUUAUUUUGAAGGUUUGUCCUGUCUUAAACUGAGAGAACUUUA